ACUCACGAAAUAAAAUGAAAGAAGUGGAAGAAAAAUGAGAAACUUCAUCUUUCUUUGAAGCCAAGUUACAGACUAAUGACGAACCUUUAUCUGUUUUGACAUUUUUAGUUUAUUUAAGUGUAUGUUGUUUUCGUAUAAAACUUAGCAGAUGAAUUAAUUGUCAUUUAUAUCGUCAUUAAAAGUAAGUCUCAAUUCUUACUCUAAGAAAUGUUUUUCGAUUAAAUUUUAUUUGUAAACGAUUUGUAGAAGGAGACAAACGAUUGACAAUUGACUUAGGCAAUGUCUUUAAUUACUUUCCUUUAAGCUUAAUAAACUGAGAUUUAAAUUCAGAAAUCGAGACGCUGUUUUUAUUCUUAUCAUCAUAUUCCGUCCAAUCUCCAUCUUCAAUUUCAACAUCAUCGAAAGAUUGUCCAUUUUCGAUUGAUUUCACGAUAAAUCCAGAACGAGGAUCAAAAUCAGUUGGUUCAAUACCACGACAAUCGAAUGUGAUAAUUGAUUUGAAUUUUCCAGCGUCAUCUUCUUUAUAUGUAUUACCUUGAGAUCCUUCAACAACAUCCAGUGAAUUUUCUCGUCCACAAAGCUUACAUUUAAUCACAAAAUUAUAACCUUUAGCAUUACGAGAAUCUUGUUGAACUUUCUCAUCUUCGCAUAAAUCAUGCCAAAUAUCAUCAGCCUCUCCACAAUUAUUACAACGAAGUUUAAGAAAGUACGAAUAGUUCUGACCAGGUUUCAACUCUUCAAUAUUCUCCAGAAUGCACGAGAUUUGUAAACUUAUUUUCACCAUCUAAAUAAAUUUAGUGAAAAGGAAAACUUACAUUUGAGACUACAAUUCAGUUUUAUCUGAUUGAAAUAUAACUUUCCGGUGAAAUCUAAAGAAUCGUCAACAGAAAGCUGAUUUUGUUGAAUUAUCGUGAUGAAUUGUUUUUUAGUAUUCCAAAUUCUUAGUUAAUAUUUUUAUAUUUCAUCUCAUUAAACACAAACAAAUUAUUCGAUGAACAAUCCAGAGUUGUGGGUUUUUGGGUAUGGAUCUCUUGUUUGGAAGAACAAUGAUUUUGAAUUUGAGUUAAAAAAAGCGGGUCACAUUAAGGGAUUUCUUCGAAGGUUUUAUCAAAAUUCAAUUGAUCAUCGUGGAAUUCCCGAGAGACCUGGAAGAGUCGUGACAUUAGUCAAAGCAAAUGAUGACGAGGCAAAAGUUUUUGGCAUGGGAUAUAAAAUUGCAAAUGACAGAAUCGAUAAAGUCCUACAUCACCUUGAUUAUAGAGAGAAAAAUGGUUACAUCCGUUAUGAAACAUUGUUCUAUCCAUUUGAUGAGACAGAAGCGAAAUCAACAAUCGUCUAUGUUGCUAACGAAGAAAAUCCGUCAUGGAAUCGUAAUCAUAAUCUAAAAGAUAUUGCAUGUCAGAUUUAUGAGGCUGUCGGGCCAUCAGGGAAGAAUAUUGAAUAUGUCUACAAUCUCUGUGAUGCUAUGCGACAAUAUUUUCACAAUAUUAAAGAUGACCAUCUCGAUGAACUGGAAAAACUUUUAAAAAAUCUCGAAAAGGGAGAUUCCAAGAUCCUUCGAAGAUUAUCACAAGAAGGCUAAAUUAGUAAAAUUUCCUGUGACUUUCAAAUUUAACAAUAAAAUUUGCUUCAAACAUU
Clunio marinus is the source of this 1638-nucleotide messenger RNA. Lineage: Eukaryota; Metazoa; Arthropoda; Insecta; Diptera; Chironomidae. The record is from the annotation of a GenBank genome assembly.